Messenger RNA from Ctenocephalides felis (cat flea), 927 nucleotides. RefSeq names its product putative odorant receptor 92a. The transcript is spliced from 8 exons. Lineage: Eukaryota; Metazoa; Arthropoda; Insecta; Siphonaptera; Pulicidae. Gene Ontology annotation, biological process: sensory perception of smell; detection of chemical stimulus involved in sensory perception of smell. Gene Ontology annotation, molecular function: odorant binding; olfactory receptor activity. The record is from RefSeq and is a predicted model, not a curated record. The coding region runs from base 1 to 927 and encodes 308 amino acids. Gene Ontology annotation, cellular component: plasma membrane.
AUGAAUCCUAAAAAUAAUAUUACUUUCGAUACAAGUGCAAAAUUAACACAAUUUUUAAUGAAAUGUAUUGGCUUAUCUUUGGAAGCAUUCACACCAGAAUUAGAGAAAAAUAGAAGUAGAAGUUGGUGGAAAAUAUCUCAAGGAACCUUAUUUUUCUUAUCAUAUCUGUUAUUGUUUUUAACAGCACUUGUUUGUUUGAUUUUAGGUGAAGCGGCAUAUUUUCGCCAGUCUUUGAUCAAUUAUAAAGGAUUUUUGGAUGUUACAGCCGUUGCACCAUGCAUUGGAUUCUGCUUUUUGAGUUUAAUAAAGAUGUUGACAUUUGGGCUAGCAUCGUUGCAAUUGGCGGUUAGUGAUGGCAUUUUAGCUGCUGAUUGUCCAUUUUCCCUAUAUACUGCACAUGUUUGCAUGCAUUUCCGUCUACUAGCACAAAAAAUGCGAACAUUGACUUCCAAAAGUGAGCAUAGAUUGUUGGAUCUAGAAGAUCUUCGCCCUUGUAUAGAAGAACAUCAAAAAUUAAUCGAAAUUGAGAAUAUUUUUAGCCCUUCUAUAUUAGUAAACUUUAUUGGAAGUUCGCUUAUGAUUUGUCUUUCAGGAUUCCAAAUUACGGAAAGUUUGAUUGUUAUUGAGUUAAUAACAUACAUAAUAUUUUUAACAACAUCGCUACUGCAGAUUUACACUCUUUGCUCAUAUGGAAAUCAACUAAUCGAUACGAGUGGCGAAAUUGCAUGGGCUGCAUAUGAUUCACCAUGGACUGAUGCUAGUAUGAAAUAUAAAAAAUCAUUACAAUUUAUUAUACUAAGAGCACAACGUCAGCAAACUUACACGGCGAUGAAAUUUUCUACAGUAUCAUUCGAGAGUUUUGCAUCAGUUCUGAAAGCAUCCUUUUCUUAUUUUACUCUUCUGCGAACGGUUUUCAGCAAAGAUUAG